UUCGCGGGCUUCGCGCCCCACCCCGCGGCCCUGGGCCCCCAGACGCUGCUGGCCGAGCAGAUGAGCGUGAUCGGCAGCCGCAAAAAGAGCGUGAACAUGACCGAGUGCGUGCCGGUGCCCAGCUCCGAGCACGUCGCCGAGAUCGUGGGUCGCCAGGGGUGCAAGAUCAAGGCUCUGCGUGCCAAGACGAACACGUACAUCAAGACGCCAGUGCGCGGGGAGGAGCCGGUCUUCAUCGUGACGGGCCGCAAGGAGGACGUGGAGAUGGCCAAGCGCGAGAUCCUCUCGGCCGCCGAGCACUUCUCCGUGAUCCGCGCCACGCGCAGCAAGGCCGGCGGGCUGCCCGGCACGGCGCAGGGCCCGCCCAACCUGCCGGGACAGACCACCAUCCAGGUGCGUGUGCCCUACCGCGUGGUGGGGCUGGUGGUGGGGCCCAAGGGCGCCACCAUCAAGCGCAUCCAGCAGCGGACGCACACGUACAUCGUGACGCCCGGGCGCGACAAGGAGCCGGUGUUCGCCGUGACGGGCAUGCCCGAGAACGUGGACCGCGCGCGCGAGGAGAUCGAGGCGCACAUCACGCUGCGCACGGGCGCCUUCACCGACGCCAGCCCCGACAGCGACUUCCACGCCAACGGCACCGACGUCUGCCUGGACUUGCUCGGGGCGGCCGCCGGCCUCUGGGCCAAAGCCCCCAACCCGGGCCGGCGGCCCCCCGCGCCCACGGGCAGCCUCCGCGGGGACAGUACCCUGGGCGCCCCGGGGGGCCCCGAGGCUUUCUACGCGGGCGGCCGCGGGGGGCCUCCGGUGCCGGAUGCGGGCCCCACCAGCCCCUACGGCGGCUCCGGCAACGGGGGCUUCUCCUUUGGCGGGGAUGGCCCAGGGGCCCCCACGGGGCCACCUGCCCCCGAGGACUGCGACUUCGGCUUCGACUUCCUGGCGCUGGACCUGACCGUGCCCACCGCCGCCACCAUCUGGGCCCCCUUUGAGCGGGCCGCGCCCCUGCCGGCCUUCAGCGGCUGCUCUGCCGUCAACGGGGCCCCCGCGCCGCCCGCACCGGGCGCCCGGCGCAGCAGCGGGACCGGCACCCCGCGACACUCGCCCACGCUGCCCGAGCCCGGCGGCCUGGGCCUGGAGCUCCCGCUGACCCGCCGCGCCGCCCCGGACCCGGUGGGCGCCCUGCCUUGGCGACCCCCGCAGGGCGCGCUGUCAUCCUUCUCCAGCGGCUCCAGCUUCUCCGCGGCCACCUCGCUGCCCAGCGGCUCCGCGGCCGCCGCCUGCGCCGCCCUGGACUCAAGCGCCUCCGAAAGCAGCCGCAAGCCCUCGGCGGCCCUGUCCGCCGCCCCCGCCCCGGCCGCCCCGGGGACCCCGGCCCUGGCGCGCGAGUGCGUGGUGUGCGCCGAGGGCGAGGUGAUGGCCGCGCUGGUGCCCUGCGGCCACAACCUCUUCUGCAUGGACUGCGCCGUCCGCAUCUGCGGCAAGAGCGAGCCGGAGUGUCCCGCCUGUCGCACGCCUGCCACCCAGGCCAUUCAUAUCUUUUCCUAGCGGGUCCCUGGGGCCACCCCCGGGGCCGUCCGCGGGUGGUGCAUGCGCGCGCGUGCGCUCUCCCGGCACGGCCAGGGGGUGCGGGAGGGCAGGGGGCGCGGGGCGCGUGGCCAGUGUUUACAGACGAGCUUUAACUCCGGUCCCAGGCGUGGAGACGGCGGCCCAGCGACACCUCAGUUCUUAAAAAAUAGCAGUAUUGAGUCGACAGCUUAAAAUAAACCGGAGACAAAUGGUCUGUUUGCACUUUUUAUUUAAGACACCCCCCUCCGGGGUGAUCUUUUUAAGAAAAAAAGAAAACCACGAUUUUUACAACUCUCGGUUGUCCUUUUGUACGUAUGUAGCCCGAUUCUGAUGUGACUGGGUUUCCGCGCGGCCACGGCCCCUGUAGGAACCCCCUGGGGGGAGGGGGUGACAUUUUUACUCCCUUUUCGGGGCUGACAGGUUCCCCCUUUUGUAACGUCAGCCGCGCGGGCUGGACGGGGGUGGGGGGGUCGAGGGGCAUCCCAACCAGAAAUUUCUAACUUUUUUUUUUUUUUUAAUUAUUAAUCCCUUCUGCUGUGGUUUCUGUUGUCAGUUUUUAAAUUUUUUUAAAUUGUUUUUUUUUUUUAAACUUUUACUUUUUACCUCUUGUGUAUAUGUAGGGAAUUUUUAGGGAAAUAUGUACUUUAUGGAAUAAAUUUUAAGAACUAAAAUAUAUUUUAUUUUAAAUAAAGUAAGGGACCUUUAAACUUACACAGCUAAAUUACUGAUUAUAUAUUUGCUGAGCUGACUUAAGGCUUCAGAAAUUGUAUCAAGAGUUUUAUUUUUUGAAUUCAAAGCCUUCUUAAUAAAGUCUUUUUACUACA
This is a messenger RNA of Equus quagga, 2387 nucleotides long. RefSeq names its product mex-3 RNA binding family member D (gene MEX3D). The record is from RefSeq and is a predicted model, not a curated record. The transcript has 2 exons. Gene Ontology annotation, molecular function: RNA binding. The annotation marks the transcript as partial. NCBI's taxonomy places the organism in Eukaryota, Metazoa, Chordata, Mammalia, Perissodactyla, Equidae.